Ictidomys tridecemlineatus (thirteen-lined ground squirrel) is the source of this 2189-nucleotide messenger RNA. It is a transcript of the gene Lrit2, whose product is annotated as leucine rich repeat, Ig-like and transmembrane domains 2. Gene Ontology annotation, molecular function: protein binding. The record is from RefSeq and is a predicted model, not a curated record. Lineage: Eukaryota; Metazoa; Chordata; Mammalia; Rodentia; Sciuridae.
UCAAAGAACUACUUUGUUAUUUCUUAUCUGCUUUCACUUGGAGAAAAUGGUUGAAAAUGCUGGGAUUCAGGAGCCAAUUGUGAAUGGUGAAAUAUGAAAUGGACCCUGGCCAUGAAUGAACCCUGAUGCUCAGAAUAGCAUUACCUGCUGGUUUCUCAGACUUUUUUGAAAGAAGCUGAAGGAAGGUAGAACCAGGAUGUAAUUGGAUAUCUGGCUUAAGUUUCCAGAACCAGCAACCAGAAAAAUGGUGAAUUUUCAUGCCUUAGUCAAGAGCAUAACUCCUUCUGCAUGGACUCUGCCUGAGCCUAUGAUCUGGGCCAUAACAGACUUUAGAGCAUCCAGGGGCUUUGCUGUUGCUGUGCUGACCUACAUCACCAUGGAUUACCAGUAAUAGGAUUUGCCACUCGGAAACUGGGACUACGCUUAUUCAAAACACACAGCAGUUUCUUACAGAGAAAUAUGGCUUUGGUUUUCCACUACUUUCUGCUAAUUCUGGUCUUUCAGGAUACACAUGCAGUUCAGCCUUUCUGUCUGCAAGGAUGCACCUGCUCAGAGGAGAGUUUUGGCAGGACUCUACAAUGCAUGUCUAUCUCUUUGGGAAAUAUUCCAGAGAACCUUCCUGAAGAGCUCAAGCAAGUAAGAAUUGAACACUCACCCAUAUUUGAACUUUCCCGAGGGCCUUUCGUCAACAUGAGCACCUUGGAAUACCUUUGGCUCAACUUUAACAAUAUCACUGUGAUCCACUUAGGAGCCCUGGAGCAUCUGCCAGAACUGAGAGAGUUGAGACUGCAGGGGAACAAACUCCGUUCAGUACCAUGGACAGCGUUCCGUGCCACCCCUUUCCUGAGGGUCUUGGAUCUCAAAGGCAACAGGAUUGAUAUACUCCCUGAGCUGGCUCUUCAGUUCCUAGCCAACCUGACCUACCUUGACCUAUCCUCCAAUAGGCUUACAGUCGUAUCCAAAAAUGUCUUCUUGAACUGGCCGUCCUACCAGAAAUGCCAGCAGCUUCACUGUGGGGCUAAGAUUCUCUCCAGCAUGGUGCUGGCACUGGACAACAACCCCUGGGUAUGUGACUGUCGUCUAAGAGGACUUGUCCAGUUUGUCAAGUCUAAUAGCCUUCCAGUCAUCCUGGUGAAUUCCUACUUGAUAUGCCAGGACCCUGUCUACAAGGCAGGGCAGCUACUUCAUGAGAUUAAGCUCAGUGUUUGCAUGAAGCCACAGGUCUCAACCCCUAGUGCCAAUAUUACUGUUCAGGUAGGACAGAAUGUGACUCUGCAAUGCUUGGCACAGGCCAGCCCCUCACCAACCAUCUCAUGGAAUUAUCCCCUGAGCAUUUGGAGAAAAUUUAAUGUGUUGACUUCUUCGACUGCAGAAGAUGCUGUUCUGUCCCAGUUGAUCAUCCCUGCUGCUCACCUGGUAGACAGUGGCAAUUACACCUGUGUAGCCUCCAAUUUCAUUGGCAGGAGCACCCUGGUCAUCUCCCUCCAUAUCCAGCCUGCCCAGGUCCUGCCUGCAUCCCAUUCUCUUUCCAUCUCCCGGGAGGGUAAUUCCUACAUCGACUUGCGGGUGGUGAAGCAGACCGUGCACGGGAUCUUGCUGGAGUGGUUUGCAGUAGCCAACAUUUCUGAGGAGUGGUUUACCCUCUAUAUUACUUCGGAUGAAGCCCUCAGAAAAGAAGUGGUCCACAUUGGCCCUGGAAUCAACACAUAUGCUGUAGAUAACCUCCUCCCCGGCACAAAAUAUGAGGCAUGUCUCAGUCUGGGGAGCCGGCCCCCACACGAGGGCCGGUGUGUCGUCUUUGUGACAGGCAGAGAUGGUGGCAGGCUGGAGGACCGCGAACGUCUCCUACACAUCUCGGUGGUCCUGUGUGUUUUGCUGCUGGCAGUGCCUGUAGGGGCUUAUGUCUGGACAGCCGAGGGCCCCUGCAGCUGCAGAAAGUGGGGCCCGCACUGCUGUCCUCAUCCCAGGCGUGCUCUCAGGCCUCCCCCUGCAGUUCCACAGUGCAAGGACAGGUCCUUUAGAGACCAUCCAGCUGUCUGUGAGGAUGGCGAGGGCCACAGACACACGAAGGGGAAUGAGGAGAAAGAAGAUGACAGUGGCUAACAACCCAGGUCAAGGGGUGGGAAAUGAUGUGGACAAAAUUUACUACAGCCAAGAUUGUGAACAAAUUCUGAUACUGGAUGGGCACA